This is a messenger RNA of Parathielavia appendiculata, 1211 nucleotides long. Its product is annotated as GroES-like protein. Bases 123 to 1136 code for a protein of 337 amino acids. The record is from RefSeq and is a predicted model, not a curated record. Gene Ontology annotation, molecular function: oxidoreductase activity. Lineage: Eukaryota; Fungi; Ascomycota; Sordariomycetes; Sordariales; Chaetomiaceae. The transcript is spliced from 4 exons.
CCCCACAUCUCCCAAGAAGCCUUACAGCCGCGAAUACACGCUCAAGGCCAUCCUGGAGAGCGAAGAACUUCUAAGUUUCGCAUCGAGAGUCCCCUUCACGUAAUACCAGCAGCGGAAUACCCAUGUCCAUGUCCUCCACGAUAUCCGCGACCCCUGCCUGGGUCUUGACAGGGCAGAGUGGCCCCUCGUCACUCGAAUACGUCUCCGAAUUUCGGCUCCCGCUGCUCGAACCAGGUGAUGUCCUCGUGCGCCUCCUCGCCGCGUCGCUGAAUUACCGGGAGCUGGCCAUUGCGAGGGGGAAGUUCGGCCUCUCCCUAGCAACCCCCAUAGUUCCCUCAUCCGACGGCGCAGGCGAAGUCUUGCAGGUUGGCUCGUCUGUGAAGGGUCUCAAGCCUGGCGAUAAGGUUGUCACGCAUCUGACUGUCCAUCAAGACGACAACGCCCCGGCUACCUUUGCGGAUAUUGCUGCGGGUCUGGGACACGGCGCUCAUGGGGCACUGCGGAAAUAUGCUGUUUUCCAUGAGAGCUCCCUGGUGAAGAUGCCAAAUACGCUAUCGUUUCGGGAGGCGGCGACGCUGACAUGCUCGGGGCUGACGGCCUGGAAUGCGCUGUUCGGGCCUGGGCUUGCUAGGGCGAGGGUAAGGGACGCUGGGAAGGCGCUGGAGGGGAAGUAUGUCCUUGUGCAGGGGAGCGGGGGCGUGAGUGUUGCUGCUUUGCAGUUUGCUCUUGCAGCCGGCGCAACCGUGAUCGCCACCACGAGCUCAAAUCCCAAGGCCGAGAAGCUCUCCACACUGGGGGCGCACCACAUCAUAAACUACAGGACAACCCCAAACUGGGGCGAGGUUGCGAAGUCCCUCACCCCGAAUAACCGGGGAGUCGAUAUCGUCGUCGACGUCGGCGGGCCGUCGACCGUAUCCCAGUCACUGAAAGCAGUGACAACAGAUGGCCUUGUUGCGCUGACGGGAUUGCUCGGUGCACCGGAGGAUGCGCAGGUACCAUCUAUCAUGGACGGACUGACGUAUCUCUGCACGACAUCGUUCGAUGACCGGAUUUUCUCAUUUGAGGAGCUUAAGGAGGCUUAUGAGUAUCUAGAGCAGCAACGGCAUUUUUCGAAGGUUGUUAUUGACAUCGAGUGACUACUAUAGUAUACGGAGUAGACAUAAGCUUACCUUCCGGGUUUUACAUGCAUUCAAUACCCUUCAGGUUGUGAU